This is a messenger RNA of Medicago truncatula (barrel medic), 1214 nucleotides long. Its product is annotated as protein At-4/1. Lineage: Eukaryota; Viridiplantae; Streptophyta; Magnoliopsida; Fabales; Fabaceae. The record is from RefSeq and is a predicted model, not a curated record. The coding region runs from base 2 to 820 and encodes 272 amino acids. The transcript has 8 exons.
UAUGAAUAAAAAACUAUGUUUAAAACCCAACUAUUGGAAUUUUGGCAAAAGGGAAGAAAGAAAAAUGGCGGCAACGAGUGACGAAGAAAUGGAAUCCCUCCUCUCAACUUUCAAUCAGAUCUACGAGGAUGUAAAAAUAGGCAUUUCGGAAAUCCAAUCUCUGCAAUCCAAACACAGUUCAGAGUUGAAAUUGCGUGAAUCUCUUCAAAUCACUUGCAAUAACCUCAAAAAAGAAAAUGAAGAGUUGGCGAAAUUGUAUUCUGAGUCCUUGAAAAAUGUUGCUGAUCAGCUUGAUUUUCGAGCAAAAUACAUGAAUUUGAAGGAAGAGCUAGAAAGAUCAAAUAAUGAAGUUGUUUCUAAAGAAAGUGGACAUAGGAGGGCUUUAAAAUUGCUUGAGGAAGAAUAUAAUGAAAAAAUUGCGAGAUUAGAAGCUCAAGUUAAGGAAUCACUGCAUGAGAAAGCAUCAUAUGAAGCAACCAUAAGCCAACUUCAUGGAGAUAUAGCAGCCCAUAAAAAUCAUAUGCAAAUUCUAGCAAACCGGUUGGACCAAGUCCAUUUUGAAGUGGAAUCAAAAUAUAGUUCUGAAAUUCGGGAUUUGAAAGAUUGUCUUAUGGCUGAGCAGGAAGAGAAAAACGACUUAAACAGGAAAAUGCAACUUUUGGAAAAAGAAUUGCUUCUUUUUAAAGCAAAGAUGGUUGAUCAACAACAAGAAAUGACAUCAAAUUGGCAGGUGGAAACACUUAAGCAGAAAAUCAUGAAGCUAAGAAAGGAGAACGAGGUCCUUAAAAGAAAGUUCUCUCAUAUUGAAGAGGGCAAGUAAUGAUGAAAAACUCAAGAUUGGCAACUUUGAGUUCAUAAGGAUAAGGCAUAUCCGAUAUUAUCAGUGAUAUACAUACUGUCUAAGCAUUGCAAUUUGCAACCAUGCCUUUAUUUUUAAAGAUAGGAAAAAAGGGUAAGUAUAUAAAGAUCAAUUAUAUGAAUUUAGAACAUCGAUAGGACAUUUGCUUAAAACAAGAAGCAUGUGUAAAUAGUCGAGUUUUGCUUUGUCUUAUCAGGUGCUAAUUGAUCUUGGUUCUCAAAUGGGUGAACCAAGGGCAAUGAGCUAUGAUCCGUAACGGCAAAUGGGACAUAGCAUCCUAUUUAUGUAUAGCAAUUUAACUUUAGACACCCAUCUAGAACUAAAUAUUAUGGCUUCAAUACUCUUCUUCGGACCA